GGAUGCUGUUGCUGCUGAAGCGGUAUAGAAGGAGGUUUACGGAUUCGAUUUUUUGUAAUAUGGAGUACGAUUGGGAUUGAGGAUGACGGUAUAUUACAGUUGCCCGUGAAACGGAUAUUUUAUCUUGCGACUCGCUUCUUUUGCAAUGUCAUACUCUUCUUGUAACGAAAAAACGAAAGAAGUACGUAAAUAAUUUUUAAACGGCACAGGAAACAACAACUGCACGAGCGGGACGGCUGUGCAGCUGGAAUUAUUCCAGAGGUAAUCUAUGCAGAUUGCUGGAUGCAGAAAGAGGAACAGCGCAAAGGACACGGGAGCAACCUGCUGGCAUUUGUGACUGGAAAUUGGUUCUCAAGCUCAUUCAUAUCUAUUUAACGCUCUUCCUAAGCCUGAAUUGUUUGUGUUUCCGCCACAUUUUACUGAUUGUGAUUCAAAUCAUGAGGUAUCUUCGAACUGCCUGUAAGAUUCAACCGUCUCUAGAAAGAAAAUUGAUUGCGCGACCAAAUGUAUCUGUAUUCACGGUUUGUGUUUGUCGUCCCAGCAGGAUUGUCAAGAAGAUUCCAACGAAGUUUCGAUGCAUUUCAUGCGUGCGCAGCGUGCACAGUCUCAUAUUUAUUUCGGAGGUAGUCACCAAUGAAUUAUUUCUUGUUUUGUACUAAUGCUGUCCGUUGGCCAUGUUGGUUUUCGUGUUGUAAUGCGCCUGUUUGUUGUCAUGGCGAUGGAGCAGACGAAGACAUGAAUGAACUCCUGGCAUUUCACGACCACGUGGAUCGUGAUGCUAUUUCCCCUUUACACGAGGACUACAGUAGAAGUUACUGCACAGAACUAGCAAGUAACAGCAUCGCCGUAUCACCGUCGAUAGCUCUUUUGGCAGCUUCGGAGCAGAUGUUUGCAGAAUGUACGUCCCAGGAAAGUGGGCGGCAAAACGAAAAAAGACUUGCUGUAUGUAGCAAAGCAGCACUCGGCCCGGGCCCUGCUCACAGCAGGGAAGAGGCAGGCGAAGGCAGAGCUUGUUCAGCACAACACGGC
Messenger RNA from Amoebophrya sp. A120, 1029 nucleotides. Lineage: Eukaryota; Dinophyceae; Syndiniales; Amoebophryaceae. The record is from the annotation of a GenBank genome assembly.